AUGCUUAUAAUUAAAACGUUAGAGUUAGCCCAAGCUUCUGUUCUCCUCCAAGACAUUGCGACUGCUGAAGAUGGUAGCUCUUGGGAUGUAGUUAGUGAUGAUGAUUUAAUAUUGGGUACGGAAGAUGAUUAUGUGCUUGUUAAAGAAGAAGAUGUAGCUGAUGCUAUUGCUUGUUUCAUGGUUACUUAUUUAUCCUCCCUUGAGCAGACAAAGGAUGUAUCACCUGAUCAGCUUCAAAAAGCACUUAGCACCAUGUUUUCUGUGAAGAAAAGAAAGGGGAAGCUUCGUAGAGCAUGGGAAGGUAGUAAAGUUAUUUACAAUGUAGCAUCAUGGAGCGCCACUGCCAUAGGGAUAUAUCAAAACCCGGUGAUCCUGACUAUUGCAUCUAAAGCCUUCUGGGUGUCUUGCAAGGCAAUAUCAAAGCUCGUUUGA
Molecule: messenger RNA, 432 nt
Organism: Eruca vesicaria subsp. sativa (arugula)
Lineage: Eukaryota; Viridiplantae; Streptophyta; Magnoliopsida; Brassicales; Brassicaceae
Source: the annotation of a GenBank genome assembly